AUGGCAGAGAGGAUGCGUGCCCUGAAAUUCGGCACCGACCUUUGGGAUCCUUCGCACAGAUUCGAGACAAGCUGGAUCCUCACUCCUUGGGUGCUCUUUGGCUGUCGAGCUGCAAUUUCUCUCUACGCAUUCGCAACAACAUUCUUCAUCAUCGGCUGGGAAGCGACGAACCACGACGGUCUCUCAAUCCACGAUGUGCGCCGAUCAUUCUCCUUCUUCACAAUCCUCUGCUACUGGGGCAUAUCCUUCUACUUCCUCAUCUCCGCCCUACACACCUUUUCCUACGCCAUCAACGGCGGAACUCCCCUCCUCAACCGCCUCCCACGGCCCCUGCAAGCCCUGCACUACCUCUUCUACACCACAAUAAUCACCUUUCCUUUUCUCGUAACCAUAGUCUACUGGGCCAUCCUCUACUCCGGCUUCUCAUCACGUUUCACCCUCUGGUCCAACGUCUCCCAACACGCCUUAAACUCCGUCUUCGGGCUCUUCGAACUCGCGUUCUCGAGGAUAAAUCCAAGUCCGUGGAUCCACCUCCUCUGGCUCAUCGUCAUCCUCGCCUGCUACUGCGGCCUCGCAUACGUGACCUACGCCACAAAGCACUACUACGUCUACUCAUUCCUCAAUCCCAACCCACCGGAUCAUGUGGUUACCAACGGCGUCAAGACGAAUCAAGGAGGGGUAGGCAAGGGCGCGGUCGUAGGCUACGUGUUCGGGAUCGCGGCAGCGAUAAUUGUUAUCUUUUGUGUGAGUAAGGGAUUGCAGACUCUGAGGAAGUGGGGCGUGGAAAAGAAGCUGGGCAUGAAAGGCAAAUUCUAUGCGGGCAGGGGGAUGGGGAGUGGCGAGGUGGAGUUGGAGACUGUGCGGGUUUGGGAGAAGGGUCCUGGGGAGGCGUGA
Molecule: messenger RNA, 894 nt
Organism: Hyaloscypha bicolor E
Lineage: Eukaryota; Fungi; Ascomycota; Leotiomycetes; Helotiales; Hyaloscyphaceae
Exons: 3
Coding region: 1-894 (297 amino acids)
Cellular component (GO): membrane
Source: RefSeq, a predicted model, not a curated record